AUGAUUAAAACCAACAACAAACCUCACAAGUUCAUAUCUUUAUUACUUAAAUCAAUUCAAAAUUCAUUUUCAACUAACCCCUUUUCACUAUCUGACCUUCCCUGUGAACAAGAUCAUAAAUCUUUGUGCUUUUCCCUUGCCCAAAGCCUAAUUAAUCGCGGGCUUUUGUCGUCUGCGAAACGUGUUAUUCAGCGUCUAGUUUUGCAGUCGCCUACAUUGGUAGAUAAAGUUUCUGUUGUAAAUUUUGCUGUUUCACGGGGUGUUGAGCUUGAUUUAUUGACUUAUUCUGGGUUGGUUUGUAAGCUUGUGAAUGCGGGUGAGUUUGGAUUAGCUGAAAUUUUGUAUCUUGAUAGGGUUUUGAAAAGAGGGGUUAAGCCCGACGCGUUGUUGUUAGGUUCUAUGAUGAUUUGUUAUUGUAAAUUGGGGAAAUUACAAGACGAAAAUGACCAUUUUGAAAAGUUUGUUGGGUUAAAGUCGUUACCUAGGGGAACAAUGUGUUCUGAGUUUCUUGGAGAGGUGUUUGAACAAAAAAGAUUCGUUGAUGCAUAUGAUUAUUUAAUUAGGAUUAAUACUGUGGGAGUUUUACUUAAUGUUUCGUGUUAUAAUAUGUUGAUAUCCGGGUUGUCGUCUAGAGGGUAUGUCGAUGAAGCCCUUCAAGUGUUUGAUAUAAUGCUUGAGAGAGGUGUGGCACCUGUAUCUCAUUUGUGGAAGUCACUUGUGUUUGGUUUUUGUAAAAUGGAUAGAGUUGAAGAAGCCGAGUGGUUAAGUCUGGAGAUGGAAUCGUAUGGUUUUUUUGUCGAUAAGGUUAUGUAUACUAGUCUUGUUAAAGGUUAUUGUAAGAAUAGGAAAGUAAAAAUGGGAAUGAGGCUGUUAUAUAAAAUGCUUAAGAUGGGUUGUGAGCCGGAUACUUAUACUUACAAUACAUUGUUACAAGGGUUUGUUACUGCCGGAUUAUCUGAUAAAGUCUGGGUGUUGAACCAGCACAUGAUUGAGUUGGGACUGGAACCUGAUGUGUUGACUUACCAAAUUAUGAUCAAUAAGCUUUGUAAGGAGAAUAAAGUUGAGUGUGCAUUGGCAUUGCUGAAUAGCAUGUGUGAUAGGAACCUAAAGCCGAAUGUGCAUUGUUAUACACCCAUCAUCCCUGCACUUUACAAAGAGAAAAGAGUUGAGGUUGAUGAGGUAUACCAAAAGAUGCUCGGUUCUGGAGUGAUUCCUGAUCACGUGUUCUUUUUCACACUUAUGAAGGAGUAUCCGAAAGGGCACGGGCUACAUCUUACACUCAAGAUUUUGAAUGCAGUUGCUAAAUAUGGGUGUGGUAUUGAUCCUUCUAGUUCUUAUAAUGCUUUUUGGCCUACCAUGAACGUUCAAUAUGAAAACGACCAUCUUCUAGGCAGAAUAAUGGAAAGCAGGCCUCAUCUGGCUAAUAUGUCGUAUAGUAUAUACAUUGUUGCAUUGUGCCUAGGAGGAAAAAGUGACGAUGCAUUGCGUUCUAUGGUUUUCAUGAUCACUCUUGGAUUUCAGCCUUUGCCUUCAGCUUAUAAUUCCUUGAUAAAGUGUUGUUGUCAACAUGGAUCUGUUGACUAUGCUAAAGCCAUGAUUGAACUCAUGGAAGGCAUGGGUACAGUUCCAGACUCAACAACAUUUUUGAUUAUGAUAAAUGAACAUUGUAAGCGGGGUGACUUAGCAUCUACCUUUGAUGUUCUUCGUCUAAUGCAUAAACGGAGAAUGCAGCCUACUGUUGCUAUUUAUGAUUGCAUCAUUGGUUGCUUAGGCAGAGAAAAAAGAGUUUUUGAUGCACAUGUUAUGUUUAAAAAGCUGGUUGAAAGUGGCAUAGAUCCUGAUGACGCUUUGUAUUUCAGAAUGAUAAAUGUGUACUCUAAACAUGGUCAAGUAAUAGAAGCCAACAGGGUAUUUAACCGAAUGAUGAAGCAUGGAAUACAACCAAAUUCACAUGCUUACUUGUCUCUUAUAAGUGGAUUUGUUAAGAAAAACAUGAUGGAUAAGGGUGUGAAGUAUCUUGGUAAUAUGUUAGAAGAUGGUUUUAUGCCAAAUAAAGAACUCUAUACCUCCCUUAUCGAUAUUUUUUUAAGAAAAGGGGAGCUUGAUUUUGCAUUUCGACUCGUUUCUUUGAUGGAAGGAAGUAAUAUCGAAUGUGAUCAGGUUACCUACAUCACCCUGAUCAGUGGAAUAUGCAGGAAUCUUCAAUGUUACAAUGGUACGUGGCAUGAUACCCAUUCAAAAUCCUCAAAAGAAAGGGAAAAUCUGUAUCAUCUACUUCGACAGAACUCAUUGUUUUUAAAGGAGAGCAAUACGAGAAUUUCCAUAAAAACUCAUGAAGAUCUCAAGUUAUUAGCAAUGAAAUUGAUGAAAGGGGUUAAGGACUCUUGCUAUAUGCCUAAUUUAUAUUUAUAUAAUGGGAUACUAUCUGGGUUUUGUCGGAUGGGCAAGCUUGAGCAAGCAUAUGAUCAUCUGGAUUUGAUGGAAAAACAUGGCGUGGCUCCCAAUCAGGCAACAUUCACCAUUCUCAUUAAUGGACAUAUUCAGGCCGGUAAAAUUGAUGCUGCUGUUGGCUUGUUUAAUCAAAUGAAUUCCAUAGGGUGCUUCCCGGAUAGAAUUGUAUAUAAUAGUUUGAUAAAAGGUUUUUGUAAGAAUAAUAGAUUGGUUGAUGCUUUAUCUCUUGCACAUGCAAUGUGUAAAAGAGGGUUUGCACCAAGCAAAAUAGCUUAUGAAAAUAUGUUAGUUAGUCUUUGUACUUCUCGUUUGAUCAGAGAAGCAUUGAGCAUUUGUGAAGAUAUGAUUGGUCAUAGUUAUUCACCGUGUCAAUAUAAUGGUAAAUGGCUGCUUAGCAUAUUACUUGAAGAAAACAAAUUGCAUGAAGCUCAAAUGGUACGUAAUAUGAUGUUUGGAAAAGGAACAAAGUUACCAAAUCCCAUGAGACAGAGAAUUCUAAUGGGCUCAUGAGAUAUCUAAAAGUUAUGCCCAUCGUUGGAACCUAGAUUGGAAAAAACAUCACAGCUAUAUGAAUUUAGAACACAUGGUCAUAUCAGAAGAACUCCAUCGGGAAAACGAUAGCUUGAGGAGUGGAGUAACGUGAUGCCUCAAUGUAUCUCAGUCAAGUUCAAUGGUAUAUAUUGAACACGUGUAGAUUUUUAUGCUGGGAUGCAGACUGGAGGACUUCUUUUCACUUUGCAACCGCAUUUGCACCAGGUCUUGCAUUUAUGUAAACAAAGGUGUCAAAAUGAUGCUGGAUGGUGCCUAAAUAUCUCCUCUUUUUUGGUGGACUGUGUGAAAGAUUCAGAGAUAUUAUCAUGAGAGAAACAUGCAUUGAAAUUUUUAUUUGGAAAUUGUUUGAUGAAAUUCAGAUUAGUUACUUUUUUUUCAAGUCUUUCUUCUAAGUAGAGCAUAUUUGCUUUUCUUUUGUAGAUAUUUCCUUCUGGUUGUGUUACGCAUGAUAUAAGGAUUUUAUCCCACCUUGAUUAUCUCCCUAUCCCCCCACCUUGUAGGGUGUGAUGAGACCGGUUCAUGAUUAUAGUUAAUCAAAUCCACAUGGCAAAGCUGGCCUCAAAUUUAGAUAUACCAUAGAUUUGGGUGAUAUUAUGUUAUCCUAUACAUUUGGUUUAUUCAAAGUUUGUAUUUUAAUUCCCCAAUAACAUUCUAUAGGAUUUAUGUUUUUACAACGGUUUUUACUUGUGUUAUUGUUCGAGUUCUAAGGCUUGUUACUAGUAUUUUUAUCUAUGUAAGAACACACAUAUGUAGAGUUUUUGUUUUAUUU
Molecule: messenger RNA, 3772 nt
Organism: Erigeron canadensis
Lineage: Eukaryota; Viridiplantae; Streptophyta; Magnoliopsida; Asterales; Asteraceae
Product: pentatricopeptide repeat-containing protein At5g62370
Exons: 4
Coding region: 1-2961 (986 amino acids)
Molecular function (GO): protein binding
Source: RefSeq, a predicted model, not a curated record